AUACUUGUGAGGCGCCUGUCACAUGAGCCGCGCGCCCGCUCCGCUCCCCCUCCUCCCGGCUGGGCUGUGAAUGAAGCUCUGCCGGCUACGUGGGGCGCUAGCUCGGCUUGGUGUCCUGGACGCCAGAGUCCACGGAGCGCUCGGCCCGCCGGCGGCCGACACGGGCUCCGCCGCCCCUGACCUCGCGACAGCAAAUCAGUUUCCUGGAGUGCCAAGUGAAAUUGUACGUGUGCCCGUGUGAUAACGUCCGUGUAAGCUACCCGGAAUAAGUGAGGAGAAUCCAGAAGUGUGGAGCGUAAAAAGCCAGUUCAGGGCUUGAACUUCUUGCAGAAAACAAGGCCACACUGCGGCUGGCCCAUCUAUAUCCUAUUUGAGCCUCCUUACAAAACUGGAGGGCUUUGGGAAGCUGAGUGUGUGACUCCAGUGUGGGUGAAGAAAGGAUCAAGAUGGCCAUGUGGCAGGGGGCCAUGGAUAACAGAAGCUUUCAGCAGGGGAGUUUCAAUAGCUUCCAGAGCAGCUCCAGUGAUGAAGACUUGAUGGAAAUACCAGGGACAGCUAUGGAUUUUUCCAUGAGAGAUGAUGUUCCUCCCUUAGAUGGAGAAAUAGAAGAGGACAAGUCAUACAAUGGUGGAGGAAUAGGUUCUUCAAAUAGGAUGAUGGACUUCUUGGAGGAGCCAAUCCCUGGUGUGGGGACCUAUGAUGAUUUUAAUACAAUUGACUGGGUGAGGGAGAAGUCUCGAGAUCGGGAUAGGCACCGAGAGAUUACCAAUAAAAGUAAAGAGUCAACAUGGGCCUUAAUUCACAGUGUGAGUGAUGCUUUUUCUGGCUGGUUGUUGAUGCUACUUAUUGGGCUCUUAUCAGGUUCCUUAGCUGGCUUGAUAGACAUUUCUGCUCAUUGGAUGACAGAUUUAAAAGAAGGCAUAUGCACAGAGGGAUUCUGGUUUAACCAUGAACACUGUUGCUGGAACUCUGAUCACGUCACCUUUGAAGUCAGAGACAAAUGUCCUGAGUGGAAUAGCUGGUCCCAGCUUCUCAUCAGCACGGAUGAGGGAGCCUUUGCCUACAUAGUCAAUUAUUUCAUGUAUGUCCUCUGGGCUCUCCUAUUUGCCUUCCUUGCCGUGUCUCUUGUCAAGGUAUUUGCGCCUUAUGCCUGUGGCUCCGGAAUUCCUGAGAUAAAAACUAUCUUGAGCGGUUUUAUUAUUAGGGGCUAUUUGGGUAAGUGGACCCUAAUUAUCAAAACCAUCACGUUGGUGCUGGCCGUGUCAUCUGGCUUGAGCCUGGGCAAAGAGGGCCCCCUAGUGCACGUGGCUUGCUGCUGUGGGAACAUCCUGUGCCACUGCUUCAACAAAUACAGGAAGAAUGAAGCCAAGCGCAGAGAGGUCUUGUCAGCUGCAGCAGCAGCUGGUGUAUCCGUAGCCUUCGGGGCACCGAUCGGUGGAGUAUUAUUCAGCCUAGAAGAGGUCAGCUACUAUUUCCCCCUCAAAACGUUGUGGCGUUCGUUCUUUGCUGCCUUGGUGGCAGCAUUUACUCUACGUUCCAUCAAUCCCUUUGGGAACAGCCGCCUCGUUCUGUUUUAUGUGGAGUUUCACACCCCAUGGCAUCUCUUUGAGCUAGUGCCGUUCAUUCUGCUGGGCAUAUUUGGUGGUCUGUGGGGAGCUUUGUUUAUCCGCACCAACAUCGCCUGGUGUCGGAAGCGUAAGACCACUCAGUUGGGCAAGUAUCCUGUCAUAGAGGUACUCGUUGUGACAGCCAUCACUGCCAUCCUGGCUUUCCCUAAUGAAUACACCCGCAUGAGCACAAGUGAGCUCAUUUCUGAGCUGUUUAAUGACUGUGGCCUUCUGGACUCCUCCAAGCUCUGUGACUAUGAGAACCGUUUCAACACAAGCAAGGGGGGUGAACUGCCCGACAGACCGGCUGGUGUAGGAGUCUACAGUGCCAUGUGGCAGCUGGCCUUGACACUCAUACUGAAAAUUGUCAUCACUAUAUUCACCUUUGGCAUGAAGAUCCCAUCUGGCCUGUUCAUCCCCAGCAUGGCUGUUGGUGCUAUAGCAGGCCGACUUUUAGGAGUAGGAAUGGAGCAGCUGGCUUAUUACCACCAUGAUUGGGCCAUCUUCAAUAGCUGGUGCAGUCAAGGAGCAGAUUGCAUCACCCCUGGCCUUUAUGCGAUGGUUGGGGCUGCAGCCUGCUUAGGUGGGGUGACUCGGAUGACUGUUUCUCUUGUUGUCAUAAUGUUUGAACUAACUGGUGGCUUGGAAUAUAUUGUGCCUCUGAUGGCUGCAGCCAUGACAAGCAAAUGGGUGGCAGAUGCUCUGGGGCGGGAGGGCAUCUAUGAUGCCCACAUUCGUCUCAAUGGAUACCCCUUUCUUGAAGCCAAAGAAGAGUUUGCUCAUAAGACUCUGGCAAUGGAUGUGAUGAAACCCCAGAGAAAUGAUCCUUUAUUGACUGUCCUUACUCAGGACAGUAUGACUGUCGAAGAUAUAGAGACUAUCAUUAGUGAAACCACAUACAGUGGCUUCCCAGUGGUGGUGUCCCGGGAAUCCCAAAGACUUGUGGGUUUCGUCCUCCGAAGAGAUCUCAUCAUUUCAAUCGAAAAUGCUCGCAAAAAACAGGAUGGAGUUGUGAGCACUUCCAUAAUUUAUUUCACUGAGCAUUCUCCUCCAAUGCCACCGUACACGCCACCCACCCUAAAACUUCGGAAUAUCCUGGAUCUCAGCCCCUUCACUGUGACCGACCUUACACCCAUGGAAAUUGUAGUGGACAUCUUCCGCAAGCUGGGACUGCGGCAGUGCCUGGUUACACACAAUGGGCGAUUGCUUGGAAUCAUUACCAAAAAAGAUGUGCUAAAGCAUAUAGCACAGAUGGCGAACCAAGAUCCUGACUCUAUUCUCUUCAACUAGAAUCACAGGGUUGUGCUGGAUAUAAAACAGGAAGGACAUUGCAGACCAUGGAUGUAUUUUAUUAACUGGGUACCCAAAACACAUUUCCCAUAUUUGGAUGGUGAAGUUAUAUUAGUGUGUCGUCUCUUUCCUAUAAGUUAACCAGUUGCACUACAUAAUCUCUGGAAUUUAAUCUUCUCUUUAGGAGAAAAUACAGUUAGGUUUCUGUGAUAUCGCAUUAGGAAGAUUUCAUGAGAGAGUAAACAAGAUUGCUAGGUUUUAAUUCUUUAAUUUUUUUUUUAGUUUAAAACUUGUUAGCCAAUAUGCAAUCACUGAAAACUAUGCAAGAAAAAUUCCAACCGUCCUGACCUGUAGCCUGCAGAAAGCUCAUGACCAAGUCACUUUUUUUGGACUCUGUCAUUGGUGGAAGAUGAAGUGUAAAAUAAGGGCUUUGCUUUUCCGAACACAGAAAGGAAAGCCAGAAGGAAAAUAGUAAUGCUGUUUUCCAGACUGUGAAAAUUCAGUUCAAAUGUUAUCUUGUUUCUGUUACAAUAUUUAGCAUUAUCAGUUUGGUGUGUGUAUGUGUAUGUUAAUUUUAAUAUCUGAUUAUAAGACAAUGCUGCUUUGGUUAACCUCUUCUAAAUGAAUUUAGAGAGGUUGACUUUUAUAGCUUGCUUGUUCCUGGUACUCUUUUGAAGUGCACAAAGAUAAGUUAUGGAGCUUUCUCCUUGUCUGCCAAAAGGGUGAUUUUCCAGAUAGUAUUUGUUAGCCAGUAGACAAGGACUUUGCUGUGAAUUUGUGAGUAACAAGGAAUGAUUUCUUCAGCUUCCUUGAAAUGAAUGAUUAGUAAAUUUCUAAGCAGAG
Molecule: messenger RNA, 3740 nt
Organism: Suricata suricatta (meerkat)
Lineage: Eukaryota; Metazoa; Chordata; Mammalia; Carnivora; Herpestidae
Gene: CLCN5
Product: chloride voltage-gated channel 5
Exons: 15
Coding region: 447-2897 (816 amino acids)
Biological process (GO): chloride transport; transmembrane transport
Cellular component (GO): membrane; early endosome; synaptic vesicle
Molecular function (GO): voltage-gated chloride channel activity
Source: RefSeq, a predicted model, not a curated record